Molecule: messenger RNA, 967 nt
Organism: Theobroma umbraticum
Lineage: Eukaryota; Viridiplantae; Streptophyta; Magnoliopsida; Malvales; Malvaceae
Source: RefSeq, a predicted model, not a curated record
CAGUGAUGCUCUCCAUCCCCUUUUUUCUAGCUCCAAUUCGUGUAUUGCUCUGCAAAUUUUCAAUUUUUAACGAUUUUUUGACCUCUGAAGCCAAACAAAGCAUAAAGGUGAGGGGCAGGGAAAGGAGAACGGAAGCGAUGAUAACGCGAUCGAAUUUAGCAGAGCAAUUGAGAGAGUAUCAGAUUCGAUCUAAGCACGAUUGGGCCACCGUUUCGUUUUUCUCAUCAACGUCUAAUCUCACAUCUUCUAGGGUGGAUGUUGUGGUCUUCGUUAUAUGGGAACUCAUUAUUUUAGCUUUCCUGGUUUUUUCAGCUGUUUCUUUAUAUUUUAGGCAUAUGCAACUUGCCUUUAUCCUAGUAUGCAUCACAAUGUUAUUGCUUCUCGGCAUGAAAAUCACAAAGCAAGUGAGAUUGGCUAGGAAAAAGAAAAGAAGGAUGCUUCUUCCGUUAUCUAUGUAGGACUACAUGAAGCUUGGAUUUGUUUAAAUGGGACCAAUUUCAUCUUGUAAAUUUGAGAUUUAUUGAUCAUUGCAUUUGGCCCAUGCUUGCUCUGGUCUAUUGGAAUAUGUAAUUGUGCCUGAAGCGAGCUGAUGAAGGAAUAUGAUUUGAUAUGAUCACCCUGAAAAUUGGUGAACCACCGUGAGGCUAAAGAUUUGAGAUGGAAAGUUGUGAUGUUCUAAUUGAACUAGGAGCAGUUAGUUUUAAGGUAAGGUGCCUCUCUCACUACCUUUCUGCCAUAUGCAUGGCUCUGAGAAACUAUAUUGGAAUGCUAAUCCUGGUGGGAAUGUAGUGAACAAUAUUUGCUUUAUUUUGUAAUUUGUUUAGACAUGUUUGUAGUUUAUAACACAUCAGAGGAUGGAAAUGGGUGCUGUGAGUGUUUGAAACAUUUUGCAUGUAUGAUGUACCGGUACAAUUGUUUUUAGACAGAUCAAAACGAUUCAUGAUUUACGUUUUUCCAGUUGAUAGAA